CAUGGACACAGACAGGAAGGUUGCAUUUGGCGACGUGGAAGUGACUAGUCGUCUGUUGUGAGGCUGUACACCAACCACACUGAUCCACAAACAUUCCGUAACAAUGAUAAAGAAAUUUGACAAGAAGGACGAAGAGUCUGGAAGUGGCUCUAACCCUUUCCAGCAUCUUGAAAAGAGUGCAGUGUUGCAAGAGGCUCGCAUCUUCAACGAGACUCCGAUCAACCCCAGAAGAUGUCUCCACAUCCUCACCAAGAUCAUUUACCUACUCAACCAGGGGGAGCACUUUGGAACUAUGGAGGCGACCGAGGCCUUCUUCGCAAUGACCAGGCUCUUCCAGUCCAAUGAUCAAACCCUGAGAAGGAUGUGCUACCUGACCAUCAAGGAGAUGGCCAACAUCUCUGAGGAUGUCAUCAUUGUCACCAGCAGCCUGACCAAGGACAUGACUGGCAAGGAGGAUGUGUACAGAGGACCUGCCAUCAGAGCUCUCUGCAGGAUCACGGAUACCACCAUGCUGCAGGCCAUUGAGAGAUACAUGAAACAGGCCAUCGUUGACAAAGUGCCCAGUGUGUCCAGCUCUGCCCUGGUCUCAUCUCUGCACAUGGUUAAGAUGAGCUACGACGUGGUUAAGCGCUGGGUGAACGAGGCACAGGAGGCAGCUUCCAGUGACAACAUCAUGGUCCAGUACCACGCCCUGGGCCUGCUGUACCACCUGAGGAAGAAUGACCGACUGGCCGUAUCCAAGAUGCUCAACAAGUUCACCAAGUCUGGCCUCAAGUCCCCCUUUGCCUACUGCAUGCUCAUCCGCAUCGCCAGCAAGCUGUUGGAGGAGACCGAGGCAGGACAUGACAGUCCCCUGUUUGACUUCAUUGAGAGCUGUCUGAGGAACAAGCAUGAGAUGGUGGUGUACGAGGCAGCCUCGGCCAUAGUCCACAUGCCCAACUGUACUGCCAGAGAGCUGGCCCCCGCUGUCUCUGUCCUGCAGCUGUUCUGCAGCUCUCCCAAAGCAGCCCUGAGAUACGCAGCUGUCAGGACCCUCAACAAGGUGGCGAUGAAGCACCCGUCGGCGGUGACUGCGUGCAACCUGGACCUGGAGAACCUGAUCACGGACUCGAACCGCAGCAUCGCCACGCUGGCCAUCACCACGCUGCUGAAGACAGGCAGCGAGAGCAGUGUGGACCGCCUCAUGAAACAGAUCUCCUCCUUCGUCUCUGAGAUCUCUGACGAGUUCAAGGUGGUGGUUGUGCAGGCCAUCAGUGCCCUGUGUCAGAAGUAUCCCAGAAAGCACAGCGUCAUGAUGAACUUCCUGUCCAACAUGCUCCGAGACGACGGUGGCUUUGAGUACAAGCGGGCCAUCGUGGACUGCAUCAUCAGCAUCAUCGAGGAGAACCCAGAGAGCAAGGAGACGGGGCUGGCCCACCUGUGUGAGUUCAUCGAGGACUGUGAGCACACGGUGCUGGCCACCAAGAUCCUUCACCUGCUGGGCAAGGAGGGCCCGCGCACGCCCUCGCCAUCCAAGUACAUCCGCUUCAUCUUCAACCGCGUGGUGCUGGAGAGCGAGGCCGUCAGAGCCGCUGCGGUCAGUGCUCUGGCUAAGUUUGGAGCCCAGAAUGAUGACCUUCUCCCCAGUGUGUUAGUCCUGAUGCAGAGGUGUAUGAUGGACAGUGAUGACGAGGUGAGGGACAGGGCCACCUUCUACAUGAACGUGCUGCAGCAGAAGCAGAAAGCCCUCAACGCUGCCUACAUUUUCAACGGUCUGUCGGUGUCUGUCCCCGGUCUGGAGAAGUCCCUCCACCAGUACACCCUGGAGCCCACAGAGAAGCCCUUCGAUAUGAAGUCGGUUCCCCUGGCCAACACACCCAUCACAGAGCAGAAGACCGACUUCGCUCCUGUGGCCACUAGCAAGCUUCCAGAGAAACCAGGCCCGACGCGCCAAGACAUCUACCAGGGUACAGUACCUUACUUGAAACUAUCAUGGCAAGACAUGGCGUUAUCACAAGGAAACAGAACAUUUGGUCUGAAUUUAUGGAGUAAAAGGACCCAGUCACAUUUAUUUUCCAAACUAUAGCACACAGUAUUUUACAUGGAUUGUAGUAUUCACUGGGUUGUUGUCCUUCAGGUUAUGGUUCAGAUGGAGCCGUCGGAGGCCUACGAGGUUCUCCACUACGUCCCUGCUGCUAACCUGCCCUACAGCCAGCCUGGCUCCUGCUACAGCCUGGUCAGACUGCCUGAAGAUGACCCCACCGCAGUGUCCUGUACGUUCAGCUGUACUCUGAAGUACCUGGUGAAAGACUGCGACCCCAACACAGGAGAGCCUGAUGACGACGGUUACGAUGACGAAUAUGUGCUGGAAGACUUGGAGGUGACUGUAGCAGACCACAUCCAGAAGGUGUUGAAGCCUAACUUUGCCGCAGCCUGGGACGAGGUGGGAGACGACUUUGAGAAGGAGGAGACGUUCGCCCUGGCCUCUGUCAGAACGUUAGACGAGGCUGUUGGUAACAUCAUCAGUUUCCUGGGCAUGCAGCCCUGCGAGCGUUCAGACAAGGUCCCAGAAAACAAGAACUCACACAUCCUCUUCCUUGCCGGUGUGUUCCGGGGGGGUCACGACGUGCUGGUUCGCUCGCGCCUGGCCCUGGCUGACGGUGUCACUAUGCAGGUGACGGUCCGCAGCUCGGAUGAUACUGUUGUUGACAUCAUCCUAGCCUCCGUGGGCUAGAGGGCGCCAGCGGGGCCUGUUCACCAACAGGCUGUGUUAAUACAAUGGCAUAUUCUGAUCGUUUUGUCCACUUUUCCCCCUUUCACAAUAUUCUCUUUGCAAUGUCCUCCACUGCUUUAUGUCGUUGGAAUGUGUCUUGUGUUUUUGGGUAGUCUGAGAUGGAUACAUUAUGGUGAGGCGUGUGUGUGUACUACUGGCACCCUUCAACACAACUCAUCUCUGUAGACUGGCCCCAGAUCUGUUUGUGCUGUAUAACCAACUCCAAUGAUCAUUCGUAGGUGUUUGCAAGGCAACACAAACAGAUCUGGGACCAGGCUAGUGUCAUUAAUGGCCCACGUUUUAUCAAAUCUAUUAAAUGUUGACCAUGGAAAUACUGAA
Messenger RNA from Oncorhynchus nerka (sockeye salmon), 3091 nucleotides. It is a transcript of the gene copg2, whose product is annotated as COPI coat complex subunit gamma 2. The record is from RefSeq and is a predicted model, not a curated record. Gene Ontology annotation, molecular function: structural molecule activity. NCBI's taxonomy places the organism in Eukaryota, Metazoa, Chordata, Actinopteri, Salmoniformes, Salmonidae. Gene Ontology annotation, biological process: endoplasmic reticulum to Golgi vesicle-mediated transport; organelle transport along microtubule; intracellular protein transport. Gene Ontology annotation, cellular component: COPI vesicle coat; Golgi membrane; endoplasmic reticulum.